AUGGCCGACCGCAACCUCCAACAGAUCAUCUCCCAGCUCCGCUCUCGCGGCUCCUCGCUCCCCUUUGCCGAGUCCUCUUCUCUUCUCUCCAAGGCAAAGCUUCACCUUCUCCAGCUCAACGCCCUGACCCCGAAUCCCCAAACCUCGUCAGACCUCCUCGCCCUCGCUCGCGAAACCUACGAGCUGGGCGCCCUCGCCUCUAUCCGCGCCAAGAACCCGGAUGCCUUCACUCGCUACGUCCAGCAGUUGCAGCCUUUCUACGAACUCCCGUCAAAUGUCUUGCCUCCCAACGUCGCCGAACGCAACAAGGUCACCGGCCUCUACCUGCUGCUGCUCCUCACCCAGGGCCGCUAUGCCGAGUUCCAUUCCGAGCUUGAGAGUCUGGCCAACCGUGAGGGUGGUGGCGACAGCGGUGCCGUUGAGAGUGACAAAUACCUCGGAUACCCCAUUCGCCUGGAAAGAUGGUUGAUGGAGGGAAGCUAUGACCGUGUGUGGAACGCUAUGAAGAGCCGCGAGGUGCCGUGCGAGGAAUACGGAGUCUUCUCAGAGAUUCUCACUUUCCAGGUCCGUUCUGAAAUCGCCUCGAGCAGCGAGCGCGCCUACCCCAGCUUGCCCAUCAGCUCCGCCAAGUCCCUUCUCUUCCUUGACUCCGAGGGCGAUGUCAUCUCCUUCGCCCAGCAGCGCGGCUGGAUUCUCAAGGACGGACAAAUCUUCUUCCCUGACUCCGCCGAGGCCGCCGAGGACGGUACUCAAGAGAAAGAGAUGAGCCAGAUGGUGAUAGAGAACACACUGGGCUACGCCAGAGAGCUGGAGACCAUCGUGUAA
Messenger RNA from Colletotrichum truncatum, 825 nucleotides. RefSeq names its product proteasome regulatory particle subunit. Gene Ontology annotation, cellular component: proteasome regulatory particle; nucleus; proteasome regulatory particle, lid subcomplex. Gene Ontology annotation, biological process: proteasome-mediated ubiquitin-dependent protein catabolic process. NCBI's taxonomy places the organism in Eukaryota, Fungi, Ascomycota, Sordariomycetes, Glomerellales, Glomerellaceae. The record is from RefSeq and is a predicted model, not a curated record.